This is a messenger RNA of Adineta steineri, 1341 nucleotides long. The record is from the annotation of a GenBank genome assembly. Lineage: Eukaryota; Metazoa; Rotifera; Eurotatoria; Adinetida; Adinetidae.
AUGGCUCAUCCGCAAGAGAAGGUAUUCGUUGAUACUAAUAAUGAAGAAGAAUGUGAUCAACCACAGAAUAGCGACGCUUUAGAUGAAGCACUAUGUGUACCAGAGUCACAGUCUGUUGGCACGAACAUAGGAGCUACCAAUUUGUUGACAAAUACUUCUACACUAGAAGAAAAAGCGGAAAUUUCAUUUGGUGUUGCGACUCCAACACCAACUGGAGUCUCACCUUUCAACAACCAUGAGAUUCCUCAACCAUCAGAAUCAGGUAAGACAGUCGAACAAGUAGCUGCUCUUAGCGUUCCAAAUAUCCAACCAAGAGAGCAAACUGGACGUAAACGAAUCCUACAAAAUUUUCUGCUGUUCGAUGUUGAAGAGAAACAAGAACCGGUUCAAGUGACUCAAUACAUCUCGAAAAUACCCAAGAAUUCGACAGUAUUCAAAUAUCGUCAAAGCCCAAUUCCAGUAGAUAUCAAUCAAGUUCAUAAAUGUGCAAAACAAAUCGAUCAAGGACGCUUUGGCAAAGUUUAUUCAGCCAAUAUCAAAAAUCCACGUCAAAUUCGUAUGGCAGUUAAACGCAUUUCAUUUCAAAAAGAUGAAAAUAGUCGUUUGUCGACAUAUGCUGAAUUAUCAACAAUGGAAAUGAUUGGUUCAGGUAAUACUCCUUACAUCAUCGAUUACUACUGCUCUAUGAUUGAUAGUAGCAAGCAUGAACUUUGCAUAUGCAUGGAAUUAAUGGACACGUCAGUAGCAAAAUUCUAUCAAGCUAUGCAUCGAUUUUUUUUACCUGAACUUUCACCUAAGAAGCUCAAUCGUUUCGUACAACGUUGUGCGUAUAAUGUUGUAAGGGCACUUGACUUUUUGAAAAGUAAAAAUAUUGUUCAUCGAGAUGUCAAGCCACUAAAUAUACUGAUAAACAAGGAUGGUAAAAUUAAACUAUGUGAUUUUGGUAUUUGCGGUAAUUUAACUGAUAGACAAUUGGAUUUUGAUAUAUGUGUGGGUACUGCUAUGUACUUACCACCUAAACCAGAAAAAUGUGCCAUUCAAGGUGAUAUGUGGGCAUUAGGUAUCAGUUUAAUCGAAAUUAUUGCUGGAAAACAUCCAUUUGCUGGUUAUAAACUUGAUGGAAUAGCUUUUGUAAUUUUAGCAUGGGAGCCUACAGCUCCAACGACAGUUUCAGACGAUGCACAAGCAUUUAUUUUACGAUUGUUGAGAAAAGAAGCUGGUGAACGACCUCGAAAUUAUAUGGAUGUUAUAAAUGAUUCAUUUAUUUGUAAUAUGGCGGCAAUACCAUCAAAUGAUGAAAUAGAUUUUAUUCAACGUGUUAUCAAGAAAACAAAUCAAUAA